Molecule: messenger RNA, 4146 nt
Organism: Prorocentrum cordatum
Lineage: Eukaryota; Dinophyceae; Prorocentrales; Prorocentraceae
Source: the annotation of a GenBank genome assembly
AUGACACGGAGUGCGACUGAUACCUCUUCGGGCACGUCCACGACGUCGUUCCACACUACAACAGGGUCCAGCACUACAUCGUUGACGACUACGCUCACGACAAUCACAGAGACCAGCAUUACGGAGUCCAGCAUUACGGAGUCUAGCAUUACGGAGUCAAUGACCACAUGGACGGCCACCCCGAGGCGGUUCUCCACCAUCAAGUCUCAGUUUGGGGUUGAUCUGGACUCCACCGUCACACAGGCGCAAGUGGAGAUCGUUGCGCAGUCCUCCAUUGCGACGUACUUGGAGACAAGCGAGUCUUUGAUCACCAUAGACGACGUGUAUGAGGUCAUUUUACGACGCCGUCCUGUUGCGGAGAGGAAGCUCACUUCGGCCGCCACGUUGUGGCAUGUGGAUUAUCGCGUCGAAUUUGAGGGGGUGGACUACGAGCGCGUCCAGCGCGCCGUGGCCUCAAUCGAGAACGAUACAGUGGCAGGCCAGACAAAUUUUACCACUGCGAUCCUGGCAUCGUUGGCCAAUGAGGGCAUAAACUCAUCAGUGCACGUGAGGUACGUUUUCGAUCCUGUCGUGGAGCUUUGGAUGUACACCACGGCAACCCUCACAUCGACGUCAAUGACGACGACAUCGUCAACGACAUGCUGCGUGUGCCCAUGGCCAGACGUCGACCCCGUUCCCAUACAGGUCGCGGGACCUGACUUUGACACCAUCUCCAGCCUGCAUGACCUGCUCCGCAUCGAGUGCACAGGAUUCAAGUGGGGCGACAUUUGCACUCCAGUCUGCGCGGAGGGCUACCACGUUGAAGAAACGCUCCUCUGCAGCAGCGUCACCGAGAACGGGGCGAUCCUCGUAGACGGGGAGUGGCAGGGGACCGCCAGGUGCGAGCCCAACGUCUGCGUUGGAAGCCCACAACUUGAGAUGCCGGUCGGCUACGACGGCGUGGACACGGGUUGCUCGGACAGGAAUUACACGCAGACGUGCAACGUCUCGUGUUCGGUGGACGAUGGCUACGAAAAUCUGGCGGACCCUAUAUCAAUCGAGUGCACGGCCACGACGGCCUACGCAUGGGUCAACACCACGGGAGCUUGCACAGAGAAAGCCUGUUACGCAGACACUGUGCCGUUCAUUGCGAACGUGGUCGACAGUUCGUCUUGUAUCAACAUCGCCAGCGGCGUGAGUUGUUCGCCCGUGUGCAACUCGUCAUACGAGCUCCUUGCUCCCAUCAACUGCACGAGGGGCGCUUUCGACCUGGUCCCGCUGGUCUGCGUGCCGACUGCGGAUGUAGAGGCGCUCGACUCGGCAGUAGGCCUCGUCGUGGAGGCGGCGCUCGUCGGCAGCAGCCCGGGCUCGGACCUCACCGCCGAGUGGGCCGCAGGCAGUGAGCAGUGGCAAGCGAUCAAGGGCGCUUUCGGCGCGGUACUCGGCCUGUCCACUGGCCAGAUCUACGUGUACACGAUUAAGGGCCUGAACUCGGAUUACCAGUCUGGCCUCCCAUCGAGGCGUCUGACGACGUCGCAGGGGUUGUGGAUGCGGCUUCUGUUCCAAGUGUACCCCACAAACAGCGAGACGACCAUCGCGAGUGGUCUGGCAAGCCUGGGUGCGGACGGGGGCAACUUCACCCGCGAGCUGGUUGCGGCUCUGCGGGAUGCGCACGCCGUCGUCCCACAGGGCCUCGCCGCGGCCACGCUCGUUGUCGGGACGCCAGCUUCCACCGUCGUGACCGUCCCCGUGGCACGCUGGGUGGCGCGCGGCACCUGGUCGGCCUGCACCAACCCGUGCGGCAAGGGGGAGCAGACCCGCACAGUGCGCUGCCUGACCGGCUUCGAGGAGCUGUGCAACGCGAACGCCGCGCCAGGCUACACCAAGGAGUCGUUCAUGCCUGACACGAGAGACUGCGAGACGUACAUCUCGUGCCCCUACGACUGGAGCUGCCCCUCGGGCGGGGACCCGGUCACUGGCGAGGGCUGCGAAGCGCAGGCCUCUGUCGUGAUGGGCUCGAUCGUCGUCUCGUUCUUCCUUGUGUGCUGCUGCUGCGUCCGGUACGUCCGGAGGAUGAUCGUGCUGCCCACGAGAGGUUUUGUGGGCGUCCGGCUGGGCCGCGAUGGCGCGAAGGUUGACAUCGAGUGGACGAGGGAUGACGGGAUCGUCGGCGAGGACGGCCAUCAGAAACCGAGAUUGAGUUACAAUCUCGGCCCAGACGAGAUGGCCCAGUUCUACGAGGACCGCGAGCGCGCGCCCGGCUGCGCCACCCUGAUCCCGUGGGACGAAGCGGAGGAUCCGAUCGGGCCCGUGGACCUCGACUUCAGCGGCACGGUUGACUUUGAGAUGCAGCUAACAGUGAGGACCUUGGCUAAGGAUUCGCUGGUGAUCGGGAAGGUCUUCCCCGACGGCGAGACGCCGUACGGCAGCGGCAAGCCGAAGGCCCUGGUGAUCAAGAACGGCGUCCCCGCCUGGCAGAUCGGCGACAAGUGCAUCACCGGCCAAACGAACGUCGCCGACGGCUACCAGCACGAGCUCUCGGUCAAAUACAGCACGAGCCAGGACGCGUACAUUCUCGAGGUCGAUGGUGUGGUGGAGGCCGAAUGGCGGGGCGCCGUCGUCGACCAUCCAGACACGAAGCUUUGCCUGGGCACCUCGUGCGCGCCGAGGAACGACAAGUUCAACGAGCUGUACGAGGACCUCGAAGAACUGCACAUCGCUGGCAUCGAGGUGCAUCCGCUGGAGGAGCGGGGGGGCGAGCCCCUCUUCGACGGCGACAUCGACGAGCUCACCUGGAAGGAGUACAGGUGGAACAAGAACCUCGGCAGGAUGGCCUGGUUCGCGUAUGAGCUAAGCGUGGAGGCCGAAGAAGCGAUUGGCACGGUGAUGAAGCAGCGGGCGACCGCCUGGGCGCCUCUGGUGCCCUUAGUCGAGGUGCCCUCGGUGAGCGCGUCCCACAUUGCGUUCGAGAAAGGCCAGACAGUGGAGUACUGGUCGAAAACCAUGCAGGCAUGGAUUCCAGCCAGAAUCGUCGAUUUCAAGCACGUUUACUUCGACAAGGACCUCGAGAUCAACAUGAUCAAAUUCAGCGUGAACGUGAUGUCGGCGGGCCAGGUGAUGCCCAAGGUCGAGAUGAAGUACUUGCGCCUGCCAUUGAAUGCAGGUGAACCAGUAUGCAUAUUUUCCCCGAUGCAUGGGAAGUGGUUCCCAGCCGUGGUUAGCAAGUCGAGGGAGGUCUUUGACGCACGGCUCGGUUACGACGUCACGCUGGAGGACCGGCUGGCCGACGACGGAGAGACGUUUGUCAAGACCGAGCUGCAGCGAGACCUGGAGAAGUACUACAGGGACCGGAGAGAUCGCGAGAGGGCGGAGGGCGGGUAUAUACCCGAGCGGCGGAGCCUGCAGCCGGAGGAGAGCAGAGACGGUGUGCCCACGCUGAAGAGCAUGCCGGCCAAGCGCCUGCGGAGACGCUACACCAGGGGAGACCUCGUGAGCGUGUACAGGGGCGUCGACGUAGGUUUCACGACGGCCGAGGUCGUCCGAGAGAUGGACACGGCAGAGCAGGGCCUUCGCGCGGAGCCGGAGCAGGCGGUGCGGGGGAAGAGGGCAACGCCAUCCCCGAGGAGUAGUUUGGCCACAGAUGGCGAAGAGGACAUGCGCAGGUUGGAACGCGAGCUCGACCGCAAACUGGCCGGGAUGCCAGCCAAGCAGCUUCCGCAGGAUGCCCAGCCGAGACUUUCGAGAUCUUCUCAGAGACUUUCGAGAUCUUCUGGCAGUGACCACGAGGAUGAAGCAAGUGGCGCAGCCACGAAGAAGACGAAGAACAAGGCGAAGGCGAGCGCCAGCGAUCAUCGCCACGCGACGAUCGUCAUCAGGCCCGUCAGCCACCCCCAGGAGUCCAAGCGCGGGGGCGGCAGCGAGGGUGCCGUCGCCAUGCCAGGAGACACCGAGAUCCAGGUACCCGAGUUCCUGUUGCGCCCGAUGCCGCGCCGGAUCAGCGACCAGCAAGAGGACCGUUCGAGAUCGUUGGCUGCGGGAGUGCUGUCGUCCCUGCGGCGCCUCGCGCCGCAGGCGGCGCCCCCGGCCCCCCCGACGCUGGCGGGGCCCCCGCGCUCCGCCGGCGCGUCGCCGCAGCCGCCGCCCCCGGAGGAGCUCCUCGACGUCUGA